This is a messenger RNA of Acaulospora morrowiae, 274 nucleotides long. The record is from the annotation of a GenBank genome assembly. Lineage: Eukaryota; Fungi; Glomeromycota; Glomeromycetes; Diversisporales; Acaulosporaceae.
AAUCAUGGAUUACGCAAGCAGCAACAUCAUGUAAAAAGUAUCAGAUCAACGUAUGCCCAGCCAAUUGUCCAUUCAAUCAUACCAAAGGCCAGCAAUCCCUGGGAUUGCACUUCUCAUUCAGAAACAAGUACCUGAGACGUCAAGCCCUAGGCCUACACAGAGGUAACAUAAGAUUCCUUGAGGACUUAUUAGUAUUUAGAACAAGCAACAAACUGUCCUGGCAUGAAUUCAACACACACUUCCGACCAACUCCAAAAGGACCUAUUCCCAGUUG